AGGCCGGAGCUGCUGAAAAACAGGAACUAGAGAUGAAAAAAGAGCAGAUUUCACAUGCACUCCUGUCAGACGACUUCACAAUGACACAGACAUGGAUCUGAACGGUCUACUCUUCAUCUUCAGCUUCAUCAGACUCUCAGGAGCUCAGGACGUCACUACAAUCAAGCAGAUAUGUGUUCAGAGAGGACAGUCUGUCAUAAUUCCUUGUUUAUAUCAUCAGAAAUACGCAUUUUCAUGCAAGUACUUGAGUGCUGGAUACUUUUGGCUGUUGAGUGAUUAUGUGGACUUCUCCGAUCAGAGAUGUCGUCGCAAAACAGCGUUGAUCUCAGACGACACGUCACGUCACAUCUUCACCGUCCACAUGGACGACGUGCAGGAAUCUGGCUAUUACUGGUGUGCCAUUCAAGUUCCUUCAGCUUUUGAUAAACGGGCAGGGUUUUUCUUGAACGUCACAGCAGACUCUCCUGGACUUCACGUGAACUCUCAGAACGUGAUGGGAUCCGAGAACGGCAGCGUCACCAUCACCUGCUACCAUCAGGGGCAAAGUAUUGUGAAAUGGUGUAAGUUUGGGGGUCAGUGCUUUACAGGAGCGUCUGGGACGUUAGACGGCGCCUCGGUUGAGAUCAGAUAUGGUCCGAGAAACACGACUGUGAGGAUGAGCGGACUGAAGAUGGAGAACGCGGGAUGGUACUGCUGCUCAACAGAAGAUCUGCAGAUGCCUGUUCACAUUGCUGUAGAUGAGAAUGAGAGCAAUAUGAGUCCGGUUAUGGCAAAGUCUGUUCAGAUCUCACCCGGCCCUCGCAAAAGGACGGCUAUUUUAUUUCUGUUGCCUGUGAUUUUGGAAAUUCUCCUGAUCAUAGUCAUUUACUCUGCACUGAGACUGUUUAAGUUUUGCAAAAGAAGAUUUUUCCAGUCGGUGAAUGAAGCGGAGGAGGGUCAGUACGUGACGAUGCACAGGAGUCAGUCAUCGCAUUCAUACGGCUGUGCUGAUGGGGAAGCAGUGUAUGAAAAUAUGGCCGGACUCAAAACAAACAGUGAGAUACCUGCUUCCAUUCAGAAAUCCACCAGACCAGCUCUGGUCAAAAAAAGUGAUUUAUCAAAAGUGUCUCUCAGAGAACCAGAUUAUGUGAACGUUUUGAAGAAGUGACUAAAUGAAUGAACUUCCAUAUUAAAUACACUGAUGUUAAUGUUCCUGAAAAAAGUCUCUUCUGCUCACCAAGGCUGCAUUUAUUUGAUAAAAAUAAAACUGUAAAAUUGUAUUUUAAUUUCAAACAGCUGUUUUCUAUGUGAAUAUCUGUUAAAAUGUAAUUUAUUUCUGUGAUGCGCAGCUGAAUUUUCAGCAUCAUUACUCCAGUCUUCAGUGUCACGUGAUCCUUCAGAAAUCAUUCUAAUAUGCUGAUUUGCUGCUCAACAAACAUUCAUGAUUAUUAGCAAUGUUGAAAACGUUGGAGGAGUGAAUCUGUUGUGUGAUUCAGCAGCUGUUUACUGGAGUUUCUCCAAUCUUAACCAAACCUGAGCGCUGUGUUGAAGAGACUGUAUGAAGCAGGCAGGGGCAUUUUAUUUAAUUUUAUUACUGUUUAAUUCAUUUAAAUGUGCCUUAUUCAGGGUUUUCCAAGCCACAGGGAACAUCUCUGCAAUUUAUUGCAACACCUUCAUUUAUAAGCCAAGGUCAUGGUUUUGAUUCCAAGGGAAUGCAUGGACUGAAAAUGUGAACUUGAAUGCAAAGUCAUAUUGGAUAAAAGUGUUUGCCAAAUGCAUUGAUGUAAAUGUAAAUACAGUUUGAAUAUCAGA
Labeo rohita (rohu) is the source of this 1791-nucleotide messenger RNA. RefSeq lists its product as uncharacterized. Bases 92 to 1147 code for a protein of 351 amino acids. Lineage: Eukaryota; Metazoa; Chordata; Actinopteri; Cypriniformes; Cyprinidae. The transcript has 9 exons. The record is from RefSeq and is a predicted model, not a curated record.